AUGGAUUUAUCGGUCAAAUUCCGCAUCACUUACCUGCUGAUCAUCGUGCUCCUAGUCGAAGACGGUCGAAGCCAAUCAACCGUCGAUCAGAUGGCAAAGACCAGUGCCAUGAUGCGUUUGGUUUGCAUCGGAAAGCAUAAAGCCAGCGAGCAGCUCGUCGAUGGGCUGGGCCGGGGAGAGUUUGCCGACAGUAAGGACCUCAAAUGCUACGCAAACUGUGUGCUGGAAAUGAUGCAGGCGAUGAAAAAAGGGAAAGUCACGGCAGAUAGUGCCAUAAAGCAGAUCGAAUUGCUAAUUCCUUCUGAUAUCGCCGAACCGACGGUUAGUGCGUUCCGUCUUUGCCGAGACGCUGCAAAUGGCAUCAAAAAUCCCUGUGAGGCCGCUUAUGCACUACUAAAAUGCAUACACGCGAACAAUCCUAAAUACUUUUUUGUAUGA
Messenger RNA from Anopheles coustani, 438 nucleotides. RefSeq names its product general odorant-binding protein 72-like. Gene Ontology annotation, molecular function: dibutyl phthalate binding; odorant binding. Lineage: Eukaryota; Metazoa; Arthropoda; Insecta; Diptera; Culicidae. Gene Ontology annotation, cellular component: extracellular region. The record is from RefSeq and is a predicted model, not a curated record. The transcript is spliced from 4 exons. The coding region runs from base 1 to 438 and encodes 145 amino acids. Gene Ontology annotation, biological process: olfactory behavior; sensory perception of smell.